AUGGCUGCGCCCAUUACCACCGUUUCGGAGAGUCGAGAAGUCCGUGGCCUCAACCUGAUUGCCGCUCAUUCCCACAUUCGCGGUCUUGGUGUCGACCUUGCUACACUUGAACCAAGAGGCUCCUCGCAGGGAUUAAUCGGCCAAGAGAAGGCUCGCAAAGCUGCCGCUGUCAUUUUGCAGAUGGUCAAAGAUGGGAAAAUUGCUGGCAGGGCAGUUCUGAUCGCCGGUCCACCAAGUACAGGCAAGACUGCCAUCGCAAUGGCAAUGGCGCAAUCUCUGGGUCCUGACGUUCCUUUCACCCUACUCGCUUCCUCCGAAAUCUUCUCUCUCGAAAUGUCAAAAACAGAAGCCCUGACACAGGCCUUUCGCAAGUCCAUUGGCGUCAGGAUAAAAGAAGAGAGCGAAAUAAUCGAGGGAGAGGUGGUCGAGAUCCAGAUUGACCGCAGUGUGUCUGGCGGCAAUAAGCAAGGCAAAUUGACUAUCAAAACCACCGACAUGGAAACCGUUUACGACAUGGGAACCAAGAUGAUUGACUCGAUGACCAAAGAGAGAGUCAUGGCCGGAGAUGUCAUCUCCAUAGACAAAUCGUCGGGCAAAAUCGUGAAACUCGGCAGAUCUUACACUAGAUCAAGAGAUUACGACGCCAUGGGUGCUGACACCAAAUUUGUCCAAUGCCCCGAAGGCGAACUCCAGGUCCGGAAGGAAGUGGUCCACACUGUUAGUCUUCAUGAGAUUGAUGUUAUCAAUUCCCGCACACAGGGCUUUCUCGCUCUGUUCUCUGGAGACACUGGUGAAAUCCGAAGCGAGGUUCGAGAUCAGAUCAACACCAAGGUGGCCGAGUGGAAGGAGGAGGGUAAAGCAGAGAUCAUUCCGGGUGUUCUGUUCAUUGAUGAGGUUCACAUGCUCGACAUUGAGUGUUAUUCUUACAUCAAUCGAGCUCUUGAAGCUGACCUGGCUCCCAUUGUCAUCAUGGCCAGCAAUAGAGGCAACACUCGUAUCAGAGGAACCAACUAUCGGUCACCUCAUGGAUUACCUCUCGACUUCUUGGAUCGCGUUGUCAUCAUCAGCACUCAGCCAUAUGCACCAGAAGAAAUUUCUCGGAUUAUCGCCAUCCGCGCACAAGAAGAGGAGGUCGACUUAUCUCCCGAUGCGCUAGCUCUCCUUACAAAGAUCGGACAGGAGUCGGGUCUGCGAUAUGCGAGCAACAUUAUCACCACUUCGACGCUCUUAAGCCAGAAACGACGAGCCAAGGAAGUUAGCAUUGAUGAUGUACAGCGAAGUUACAAGUUAUUCUACGAUCCUGCAAGAUCUAUCAAGCUGGUCAAUGAGUAUGAGAAACAAUUCAUCAGUGACAGCGGAGAGGUGACUUUUGCUAUCAACGGUACGAAUGGGACGAAUGGGACGAACGGUGAUGCUAUGGAUACGGCAUAA
Exophiala aquamarina CBS 119918 is the source of this 1431-nucleotide messenger RNA. Its product is annotated as RuvB-like helicase 2. The transcript has 3 exons. Lineage: Eukaryota; Fungi; Ascomycota; Eurotiomycetes; Chaetothyriales; Herpotrichiellaceae. Gene Ontology annotation, molecular function: ATP hydrolysis activity; DNA helicase activity; ATP binding. Gene Ontology annotation, biological process: chromatin remodeling; regulation of transcription by RNA polymerase II; box C/D snoRNP assembly. Bases 1 to 1431 code for a protein of 476 amino acids. The record is from RefSeq and is a predicted model, not a curated record. Gene Ontology annotation, cellular component: Ino80 complex; R2TP complex; Swr1 complex.